Colletotrichum godetiae is the source of this 1416-nucleotide messenger RNA. RefSeq lists its product as uncharacterized. The record is from RefSeq and is a predicted model, not a curated record. Gene Ontology annotation, molecular function: peptide transmembrane transporter activity. Lineage: Eukaryota; Fungi; Ascomycota; Sordariomycetes; Glomerellales; Glomerellaceae. The coding region runs from base 1 to 1416 and encodes 471 amino acids. Gene Ontology annotation, biological process: peptide transport; transmembrane transport. Gene Ontology annotation, cellular component: ATP-binding cassette (ABC) transporter complex; outer membrane-bounded periplasmic space. The transcript has a single exon.
AUGACGCCCGAAGUCCUUCGAUUAUGCCUGGAGAAUGUCGACUUUCGACUUCCGACACAAGUCACAGAUGACAAUAGCGUGACAGUAUUGAAAAGUUUGGUCUUCGAGCCCCUCCUCCGAUGGCAGCCUCACGGCUGUGUCAGGCCCGGGCUUUUCGACCGAUGGGAGCAUUCCCCCGAUGCCCGGGUCUGGCACUUCCACAUCCGAAACAACGCCUUUUUUCAUGAUAACGAGCCUUGCAGGGCUAAGGAUGUCGUCAACUACAUUCAAGGUCUCUUGGACUCGCGAGACUACUUCGGCAUGCAAUGGAGUUACAGCCGCUACUUCGCGCAAACCAAGUUCUCUGCCGAGGAUGAUCGAACAGUGAAGGUGGUAAAUGCGGAGCCGUUUGCGGAUAUUGAGGGUGUCCUCUGCGAGUUUUGGCCUUCUCGCAUUGACAAGCAUGGCAAGCCAAUACUUGGGACGGGCCCAUUCCGUGUCGUCGAGUUCGAACGGGAAGAGGGCACCGGUAGAGCCGUUCUGCAUCGGCUGAAUCCAACGCGACAUGGUUCACCUCAUACUAUCAUAGCGACGAUGGAGUCGAGUGCUGCCAAAAGACUUCGGCUUCUACGUGAGGGAGACGUCGAUGCUGCUCUGAACCUUGAGCGAGUCGACGAUCUAAACCUUCUGGAUUUCGAUUCUUCCCUCCGAUGGGGCAGAGUGACGAGCACUUUAUCAGCAAUCUACUAUCUCAACUGUACGGAGGGUGUUUUUGCUUCCCCAGACGCACGUCUAGCUGUGAACCUUGCGCUGGACAAUGAUGCUUUGGUAAAGGAAGUAUACUGUGGGUUCGCAAAGUCCUCCGCUACCAUCGUAAGCCCCUAUCAUCUUGGGUUUUCAGAGUCGAAAUUGCAACCGAUAUCCUACGACCCUGACAGAGCCAUAGACUUGCUCAAAGAUUUUGACAAAAGCACGCCUCUUGUCUUGAGGACCCCGAUUUACAUGCCAGAACACGCCCAAAAGAUUUCCAAAUUCGUGGCAUCAUCCUUGCAAUGCAUUGGCUUUGAGGUCGAAAUCAAGGUUGAAACCAAUCGGCCAGAAUACGCUCGCCAAAUUGGACUCAAAAAGGAGAUUGGAAGCCUCGCACUGUUUGAUUCUACACCCAACAGCACAUUUCGAGUCUUGGACGACAAAAUCUCCAGUUCAUCACACGCAACGUGGUGGCUUGGUUAUCACGAUGCUGAGGUUCAGAAUCUGUUUCAUGACGCAAGGAACAAGAUUGGCUACGAAGAUAGAGCUGUGGCAUAUGCUAGAACUCUUAGAAGGUUGCAGGAGAAUCCUCCAUGGCUGUACAUAGGACAUCCUGAUGUUAUUUGGGCAACGCGACAUGAGGUUGGGCUUCAGAUCGGGCCUUCAGGCGUACUCACACUCGACUAA